GAAGAUGUUUACGCUGCAAGUACCAGGGAAGAGUAUAAAACAGGCCAUUGCUUCUCAGUGUUAAAUCUGUCAAAGACACUCUUGGAGAAAGGGAGUCUAUCAGCUGAAGUUCACCAUGCAGUUUCUAUUGCUGAUCGCGGCGUUCAGCUUCUUCUCAGCACCAGUGUUGAGUGAUGGCCCAGAGCCCCUGUGGAGCUACCUGGAGGAUGCCCAGGCUAGGGAGGCUGUGGUGGGGGGCGAGGUGGCUCGGCCACACUCCUGGCCUACGCAGGUGUCACUGCAGGUCAGAUCUGGACGUGGCUACAGUCACGUCUGUGGAGGAACUCUGAUCAGGAAGCAAUGGGUGAUGACCGCUGCGCACUGUGUGGACAGCCCAAAGACGUGGCGCGUUGGUCUCGGAGAGCACGACCUCCAGAGGCGUGAGCGCGGAGAGCAGUACAUCGACGUCAGCCAGGCCAUCGUCCACCCACGCUGGAACCCCAGGAACACAGCCAGCGGGUACGACAUUGCUCUACUGCGUCUCUCUUCUCCGGCGAGGUUGAACCGCUAUGUGCAGCUGGCUAGACUGCCACGUUCUGGUACGGUGCUGAGGAACAACCACCCCUGCUACAUCUCCGGAUGGGGCCUCACCAGCGCUGGUGGAAGCAUAUCCAUGCGGUUGAAGCAGGCCAAAUUGCCAGUGGUGGACCAGAGGACCUGCGCUAGGUACGACUGGUGGGGCAGCAAGGCCAAGAGCAGCAUGGUUUGUGCUGGGGGUAAUGGACGAGACUCCGGUUGCCAGGGAGACUCAGGUGGCCCCCUGCACUGUAGCGUGCGUGGGAGGUGGGAGGUCCACGGCGUCACCAGCUUCGGCUCGUCCAGAUGCGCUCAUCGCCAGAGACCCACUAUCUUCACCCGGGUGUCCGCCUACAUCGACUGGAUGAGACAAAACAUGCGAUAAGAGGCUGGAGCCAGCAGUACCCUGAGCAGCAGGGUGUCGGAACACGAGAUCUCCUCACCUGCCACCUCUGAUGCAACACUAAACACAAUAAAGUUUAUGCAUGCAAAAAUGA
This is a messenger RNA of Engraulis encrasicolus (European anchovy), 1052 nucleotides long. RefSeq names its product elastase-1-like. Gene Ontology annotation, biological process: proteolysis. Gene Ontology annotation, molecular function: serine-type endopeptidase activity. The record is from RefSeq and is a predicted model, not a curated record. NCBI's taxonomy places the organism in Eukaryota, Metazoa, Chordata, Actinopteri, Clupeiformes, Engraulidae. The transcript has 9 exons. Bases 116 to 940 code for a protein of 274 amino acids.